AUGCAGGCUAUGUAUUUCGACGUCUUCCUUCCUGGUAUGCGAGGAUGGCCUCCACUGAUACGGAAGCCUCGAAUGCAUCCCCUAUUGGCAAAAAUCCACCUCACUCCGCCUCUCCGUCGUCUUCCGUCUUUGGUCGGCACAGUUUUCGUACACCCCGACAGUGUUGACGAUAACACUUCAGCUGUGCCAAUGGUCGUACGGUUAUCUCAAGAAAAUUGCAAAGUGGUUGAGUUGACAGGGCGGAAAGAGAUCACCGCCCAACAGCGCGUUAUAAAGAUCCGCAUGGGCUAUAGUCAAGACGAGACAAUUGGGAGGCGCGGGUGGAUAAGCCCUUGCGUUAACACCUCCGCAAUUACGUGCGCACCACCGUAUGCGCAAUCUUGCAGUCUCAUGCGAACAGAGUUAGGCGGCCAGGCGCCAAGCCAACGGCGUUCUGGCCGCUGCUUGGAGGAGGUGGAGGAAAGGAUUAUAAAUGAGCAACCUUUUAUAAUGGGAUUACAGCAAAUGAGGACCACUAGUGAUCUCGAGGUUGCUCAUAUCAUGGAGCAGAGACCUCAGCGCCAUGUCUAUCGGAAUCCUCUACCUCCACCUCCACCUCCUUCUCAACCUCCUCCUUCUAAUUUUCAUCUGACUAUUAGGAAUCCUUACUUCAUGGUAGAUGGAAUUCAUACUGGCUGUUCUUGUCCGUAUCUUCUCGAUGAGACACAGUGGCAUAGCCUUGCCCAAUGCAAAUGUCCGCAUGAAGAGCUACAUGAUCAUUAUGUAAGUAAAAAUAUUGAAAAUAUUGUUGCAAUGCUGCCAACUCGAGAAACAGACAUCCUAAAUGAUUUGGUGGACAGUUCAACCGAUUCUGAUGAUUCCGAGGAAAUUCUGGAGGAAUUAGUACCAAGCCAUAUCGUUACAAUCCACCGAACAGCUAAAACUGCUGAACAUUUCCAAAGGCGGAGGAAGUUAUCCGAUGAGGAUGUUCCAAUUAGCACACUCAUUUCAAAGAGUGGUUGGUUAGGUGACUUCGAUGAAAACCGGGGACCUCUUCAAGAAAGUUCCCAUUCCACUUUAAGCAAUGGCUCAAAAGUACUUCCCUAUGAAAGGGAAAACCGAUUUGAAAACUCUCGCAUAAUUACGAAAUAUCCACUUCCAACUGUAAUACCAAUGUGUAAAAAUCAAUCUGAUGGUCAUUCCGAGGUCCUCAGAAAAUACCAAUACGAAAGUGAAAACUCGCAUACUAGAUCAGGACGGAUUACAGUUCCGAACUUCCAUUUUAACUAUUCCUCGCAGGAUCAUACACCGAAUCCAGACCUAGAAACGAGAUCACAGCCAAAUCAUAAAAUUUCUUUCAUCGACCCACUUGACUUCCAGAGUGAGGUCCGUCGAUCUAUACCUGAUCUCAAUUUAAACGGAAAUGCCCAUGGCCAGAAACAAGACGAUUUGGAAUUCUCUUCUUCAUAUGAGGCUAAAAGAGUUAACGAAGACGAAGGAGUUGAAACCCCACCGAUGGUGCACAAGCCUUCUAAGUCCCCUCAGAAAAGCACGCCUAAAAACGAAAAACAACCGGAUUCAUUGCUUGAAAUACCUCUAAUGAACUCAUCCAUACAUGCUAAUGGAGGUGAAACAAAGCAUUAUAGUGUUAAAGAUCAAAAUUCGACGCCUUUCGAAAUAUCCAAAAACGGGGAAUCUUUAAAAGAAAAGAGAGGUCCCGGUGAAACAACUGUAAAUGAUAAAUAUUUUGAACUUGACACUGAAGGUCCAUCUACUAACUCGGAACGGAAAGCAGAAGUUUCCUUGGGCGCAACCAUCCCACAACAGGAUUCGAAAGGAAACUCCUCAGAUAAUGACGAUAUGGAGUGUUUAGGGAACUUGGGAUUUUUGGCCGAUUCGAGAGAGUCCAGUGUAACACUGGAUGAAAAUGAUGUGGGUGGGGAAGAGGAACAGAGUAAAGACUCAUCGGUACAUCAUGAGUCAUUUGUUACCGAUUCUUCCAACGAUGAAACGACAACUGGUGAUGAAGAUGGUGAAAUGACACCAGAUGAAGCUUUCAAUCUGGCUAUAAACGCUGACACUUUGAGCAGAGAAUUUAUGGAAUCAGGUGUUCGAGUUGAUGAUGGUGAAUUUCCUAUUCAAGCAACCUUUGAAUCCUACAAACCAUCUUCUGAUUCUCCUGCACAGUCGUCCUCAUCAGAAGUUAUUGAUGAUAUAACAGAUCCGGAAACUGCACCACAGAAGACUCUACUUAAAGUGGGAGAAGCCUCGACUGAAGCGAAUGGAAGACAAAGUCCACUUUUGCAAGUAGACCCUCAUAUGAGAGCUAGGUGGCGCUGGGCGCUGCUUAGUCAACAUCGUAAUCUUGUCUUUUCUCAGGAGAAUUCAGAUGAAAAGUCGCAGAUAUUUAACCGCGCCGCCAAAAGCUUCUAUCAAUCCAUCGAUAGCGCUCCGGAACGAAGAUGGAACAAACGAACGCUUCCCCUUGUCAGCGAUCUGGUACUUCAAACAAUGUCAGUACAGAAGAGAACAGCCAGUGUAUUGCCUGCGAGCAUCGGUCAAAGUACAACUCUCAGUGGAGCAGAUUUAAUCCGUCCCUUCUCUCGCCAAUUAUCUCUCAUUGAAUUUAACCUUUCUCAUUUCGGUCUCUUUGCUGCCAAUUUAGAUUAUAAUGAUAAUAUCGAGCUGAAACUUCUCGUGUAUAGAAAGACACUGAAUGCACUGGCUUAUCCCAUAUCCGGUAAUACGCCACACAAUUUCGUGGUAUUCAACGCUACCAGUCCCACUUACUGCUACGAGUGUGAAGGUCUCCUGUGGGGAGUUGCAAGACAGGGUCUUCGUUGUUCAGAAUGUGGCGUCAAAUGUCACGAGAAGUGCAAACGUCUUCUCAAUGCCGAUUGCCUUCAACAUUAG
Molecule: messenger RNA, 2892 nt
Organism: Rodentolepis nana
Lineage: Eukaryota; Metazoa; Platyhelminthes; Cestoda; Cyclophyllidea; Hymenolepididae
Source: the annotation of a GenBank genome assembly